Messenger RNA from Cordyceps fumosorosea ARSEF 2679, 606 nucleotides. RefSeq names its product translocator protein. The transcript has 3 exons. The record is from RefSeq and is a predicted model, not a curated record. Lineage: Eukaryota; Fungi; Ascomycota; Sordariomycetes; Hypocreales; Cordycipitaceae. Gene Ontology annotation, cellular component: mitochondrial outer membrane. Bases 1 to 606 code for a protein of 201 amino acids.
AUGACUACCUACAUCCCUUCUCUUACGUUGCCCAUCGCGGCCCUUCAGCACGCGCCUACGUCCAUCCUGCUGCCCAUCGCCCUUGGCACCGCCAUCGGCUACAGCACCAAACGCAACCCAUCUCACAACCUUUUCCUUGCAGCCGACAAGACGGUCAAGACGUACCACGCGCUCAAGCAGCCCCCGCUGCACCCGCCCGCCUAUGUGUUUGGCCCCGUCUGGACAGUUCUCUACGGACUCAUGGGCUACGCCGCGCACCGGGUCGCCGCUGUUGGCCUCUCGCCGCUCUCUUCCCCCGCGACCGCCGCCUCCACCAAGCACUCGCUGACCGUGUACACGAUCCAGCUCGGGCUCAACCUCGCGUGGAUGCCGCUCUUCUUCGGCGCCCGCCGCCCCGUCGAGGCCACGGCCGACCUCGUCGCGCUGCUCGGCCUCAACGGCUGGCUCGCCUGGACGUGGAGCGCCGUCGACGAGACCGCAGCGUGGCUGCAGCUGCCAUACCUGGGCUGGCUCGCGUUCGCGACGUACCUGUCCGCCGGCGCUGGAUACCUCAACGGGUGGGACAUGUCGGAUGAGGCGCUGGAGGCUGGAAAGAAGGCCGAGUAA